GGUAUAGACCCCAAUCUGCUUUCGAAAGCUUUGGCUGAUGAUGUAGAGGUGGAUGAGAGCGCUCUUGAAAAUGAUCCAGAACUUCUGGCUGAGUUGUCUGGCCUCAUAGGGAGCAGCGAGGAAGAAACCCCUGCAGUACCGGAUGCACCACCUCCCAGGCUGCCGCAAUCAGGUGUACAGGAUACCGCUCUGAUUAGCAAACUCAGAGGAUUGAUGGAUGUUUAUGAAAAAAUGCUUACAGCAAGCACCAAGGAAGGCAAUACUGCAAAACAAAAAAGGCAUCAGCGAACUGUUGAUAGGCUGAAAGAGUUAAUCGUCAAAGCUGAACGAGGUGAAAGUAUUGACGAAUCAGAAAUACCGCCCGCACCGCCUUCCUUUGCUGCGCCACCCCUGCCUGCCCACCGAGCCCCUGCUCCUCCUUCUCCUCCUGCAUCACAACCGCCUCCAGUUCCGAGGAGAAGAUCUACCUCUGGAGCGGCGCCUCCACCGCUUCCGAAGCGGAUGUCCUCAACAUCCUUGCCCCCAGAAAGCCCGGUUGGUGUCAGUUCUAGGCAUGGAGGGCCUGCUCACAUAAAACAAUUGCGUUUCAGCAAAAGAAUGCCGAUUCAAGAAAGGACAGCUCUGGACACUGCCACUGCUGAUGAACUCGACUUAGCUGACGUUCCACCAUCUCCACCACCUUAUAGAAAAGCUGAAGCCGAAAAACCCGCAACCUUCAUUGGUGGACUACAGAGCCGAAUGGAGAGAUUCCAGGCAUUGGCAAAAAAGGCUGCUCAAGACGGAAAUGACAGAAAGGCGAGGAUGAACAACCGAAUGGCCGAUCAGUACGCCGCAGCCAUUCGAGAUGCUAAGGCGGGACGCCCUGUAGCGGUCGCCGACCUCCCUUCACUUCCCGACAUGCCACCCUUACCUCCUCAAAAACCAGCGGCUCCCAUAGGACCAGCACCAGGAAUGAGACCGCCCCCAGCCACUGGGCCACUGGCCCCGUCGGGACAGCCUGGGAAAUCAAGAAAUGCAACGCAACUGGAGUUUCUGAUAAAACGUCAAAGCGAAUUCAGACAUGCGGCGAUGCAGGCGAAGGCUAGGGGAAAUAUGGAUUUUUUGCUGCAAGUCUCAAGAGAAUCCAAACGCUCUUUUUACCUUCUUCAGGGUUUUGAUAAAAUGAUAGCAGCUGCCCAAUCUGGGCUACCGGUCUCGAUCAAAUCCACUCCAAUCCCUCCCCAAGCCUCCACAUCUCAAGCCACCCUUCAACCUCGAAUCGUUCCUGGAGCGGCGAGCACUACUGGAAUUGAAGGUCGAGGGGAAGCUUUAUCGAUGAUGGAAAAAGCCUUAAUCGAGCAGGUUCAACUGGCAGAGAAUAGUCGGAUGCGUUUCACUCGUCUGGGAGAUGUUGGAAAGGUGAAAAUGUUUGAAGAAUGGGCUAAAGCGUCUAAGCAAGACUUGUUACUUGUUCGUGAAGUGGCCAAGCAAGGAUUAAAUUUACCCAAGUCUGCUUUUUUCUCUCAUUUAUUCACUGUCUUUAUUUUCAUCGAAAUCUUUGAAUACAUUUUCAGGGACGUACCCCUACCUUCCGGCUAUGAACCUUCGGAUGCUAAUUUGUUUGUAAAAUACACGUUCCCAUAUCCGUCUGAUGCGAAUCAAAGUGGCAAAACGAAAUACGUUUCCGGAACUCAGCACCCAGAAUUCGGUGAAGUUUGUGUACUGCAGAUAGGCACACGAAAGAGCAGGGGGCUCAAACUAAUGCGAGUGCUGAAAAGGAUUCCACUAAAACUUGAGGUGUACCAGAAAGGUAGUUUUUUGAGAAGUGAUAAACUGCUCGGUACAUGCGAAUGGAAAUUGGACCAUUUGGAGUCAAACGCGUUACUCGAGGAAUCGCUGCCCUUGAAGGAAGGACGAAAAGCCGUUGGUGGUCUGCUGACGCUGAAAAUUCGAAUUCGAGAACCUCUUGGGGAUGCUAAGGUGUCAGCUACGCAACACCGAUGGAUGGUACUGGACAAUUGA
Molecule: messenger RNA, 2001 nt
Organism: Haemonchus placei
Lineage: Eukaryota; Metazoa; Nematoda; Chromadorea; Rhabditida; Trichostrongylidae
Source: the annotation of a GenBank genome assembly